Miniopterus natalensis is the source of this 2766-nucleotide messenger RNA. RefSeq names its product thrombomodulin (gene THBD). NCBI's taxonomy places the organism in Eukaryota, Metazoa, Chordata, Mammalia, Chiroptera, Miniopteridae. Gene Ontology annotation, cellular component: cytoplasm; membrane. Gene Ontology annotation, biological process: positive regulation of axonogenesis. Gene Ontology annotation, molecular function: calcium ion binding; transmembrane signaling receptor activity. The record is from RefSeq and is a predicted model, not a curated record.
CCCGCCGACGCCGCGCUGCGCGCCGACGGGCGCUCCUGCGCGGCGCCCGGGGAGCACCCGUGCCACGAGCUCUGCGAGCACUUCUGCAUCCCCGACGCCGACCAGCCGCACGGCUACUCCUGCUGGUGCGAGGCGGGCUACCGGCUGGCGGCCGACCAGCACCGCUGCGAGGACGUGGACGACUGCGCGCAGGUGCCCAGCCCGUGCCCGCAGCGCUGCGUCAACGCGCAGGGCGGCUUCAAGUGCCACUGCUACCCGGGCUACGACCAGGUGGACGGCGAGUGCGUGAAGGCCGAGGACCCGUGCGCGGGGAACGACUGCGAGUACCAGUGCCAGCCGCUGGGCCGAGCCGGGUUCCGCUGCAUCUGCGCGCAGGGCUUCGCGCCCGUCCCGCACAGCCCGCACCAAUGCCAGAUGUUCUGCAACCAGACCGAGUGCCCGGCCGACUGCGACCCCAACAACCCGGACAGCUGCCAGUGCCCGGACGGCUACAUUCUGGACGAGGGCUCCAUGUGCAGCGACAUCGACGAGUGCGACGAUGACAUCUGCCCCAACGCGCUCUCCUGCAGAAACCUGCCUGGCACCUACGAGUGCGUCUGCGGGCCCGGCUGGGUGCAGACUGGCGGCGACUGCGACGCCAAGAUGACGAGCGAGGGCGAGGGCGAGGGCGAGGGCGAGGGCGAGGGCGAGGGCGAGGGCGGAGACGGCGGCUCUGGGCAGCCCCCGGUGAGCCCCACGCCCGGCGUCACCUCCAGCCCGGCGCCCGCGGGGUCCCUGCACUCUGGCGUACUCCUCGGCAUCUCCAUCUCCAGCUUGGCCCUGGUGGUGGCGCUCUUGGCGCUCCUCUGCCACCUGCGCAAGAAGCAGGGCUCCGCGCGGGCCGAGCUGGAGUACAAGUGCGGGGUCCCCGCCAAGGAGGUGGUGCUGGAGCACGUGCGGACGGAGCAGGCGCCGCAGAAACUCUAGGGGCCCCCCCGCCGGGGCCUUUCCUUCCCUCCUGCGCCUCGGUCCCCGGCCUCCGCCCCCAGCCUUACUCCUCUGGCUGCCCCCGAAGCACCUUAGCUGGCAUCAGAACCGGAGAGGACCCCCACCCCUUCUUUUGCUGACUCCAGGGAAUGGCUGGGGAGGAGGCGUUGGAAGGAGGGUGCACCCCAGUUCCUUGGAUGAUGUCACCAAGCUACUGGGCAGAGAUGGCAAUUUUAAAAUGAAGACGAAGCUUGCAAAGUGCCCCAGGCCCUCCCUAGGACAGGGGGGGACGAGCAUUAUUGGUCGGUGGCCUUUGGGCAGACAGCCAUCCGACCGACUAGUGAGUGUAACUGUGUCAUGGAUGAUGCUAAGAUAUUUAUUUUUUUAAGUAUUUAGGACUUUCCUUCUUUUCCUUGUUUCCCUCCCUGUAUGUCUUCAUAGCCACUUUGAGUCCCCCCCCCCUUCCUGCUCUCUCUAUCAGCCUCCCCAUCUAUGUAUUUAUAUACUCCCAGGUCUCAUGUGGGAGUUAAACUGUCUUGGUGACCUUUUUUUUCAGCCUCCCGCCUCUGUGAAGUCAAGCCCCGCUGCCCCGAUCCUGCCUCCCGGUUUUCCCUUCCCAGGAACUGAGCCAACCCCCCUGAGUCCCCUUACCUGUGCCUGACCCUACUUGCACUUUUAGCUGUCUGCCUGGGCAGAAAUCUUAUGCGAAACGGGAACAAAAGCACUAAAAACAAGAGUGGGUGGGCAUUUGCUCUUUCACCAGAUUUGCUGAUUUAUCCUGAAGCCUCCUGCUUCCAGAGCCACACCAUUUUAACAAAGGUUAAGAUGUGAGAAGCGUUUGUUAAAUUAAUGUUGCUGGACUGUCCUAGAAAUUCAACCCAAGGAGUUUUUAUUUUCAUUUUUUUAAACAGUGAGCCUGGGUUUUAUUAUUGUUGUUGUUUGGAUUUGGACUGAAAGGUAGUAAUUGUCAAGCUUUUGUGCAGUUUUCUUUUUCAUUAUUAUUAUUGUUGUUUUAUUGUUGUUGUUAUUAGUUAUUUUUAACAGUGCUGAAAUGUUCACGUGAUUGCUCUGGGCUGAAAGGAAAAAGAAGCGCCUCCCGGGAGAGCGUUUAAGAGAGUUCUGAGUUGCCUGAUUCAUGCCAGUUAUCAUUUUGACUCUGUUUUUGUAAUUUGUAGGCCAAAAUAAAACCAGCUUUACUGUUUUUUGGGCAUUUGGGAGUUUGGGGAUAGAACCUGGUGGAUGCCCAAUUUGGGGCCUGGCCUCCAUCAGGCCCUUGAGAAUUUCUCCCAAGAAAUUCACUUGGAGCUUGCUCCCCCAAAGAAAUGGGGGCUGUCUUCCCCUUCCCCCAGCAGCUGGUUAGAAAUGCAGAAACCUGGGCCCCACCCCACCUAUUCUAGGAGAAGCUGUAUUUUAACAAGAUCUGCAGGGGGGUUAUUUGCAGAGAACUGUUCCAGACAGCUUCCGACUUCUGGAAUACAGUAUAUAUGGACCCUAAUAAGGAGCAGACCAAGUCAGUCCCUUUUUUUACCAAGAAACUGAGGAAUUUUAAUUUCCAGUAGAAAAUACUAGGUACACCCCUUUAGACAUCACUAAACAGGGUUUUUGGUUCAACUAAGCUAGGAAUGAAAUCAUGAAUGGGAAAAAAAAAAGUGUAUCUUUUGGGACAUAAAGAUUUUUUUCUACUAUUUUGUAAACUGAGCAUAUUUGUACAUGGUUAUUUAUUUAUUGGAGAUAAACUAGAACACGGGCAAAACCCUUGCUUAUGACAUCACAUGUAGAAAAUAAACAAAUAACAGCGCG